Oppiella nova is the source of this 1488-nucleotide messenger RNA. The record is from the annotation of a GenBank genome assembly. NCBI's taxonomy places the organism in Eukaryota, Metazoa, Arthropoda, Arachnida, Sarcoptiformes, Oppiidae.
AUAGCUCGAAAAGGCAGUCGUAUUCUGCAAUCACUGACUCCCGAGCAGAGGUCUGACAUCAUUAUAAGGAUCGCAAAUCUAUUGCAAACAAAAAAAGACGAGAUUCUCGUCGCCAACGCCGCCGAUCUCCGAGAAGCCGAGGCUUCCGGUCUUUCGAAACCACUGUUAUCUCGACUCAAACUGACGACUGAAAAGUUGAAAGACUUAUCGGAAGGAUUGGUACAAAUCGCGAGUCAAUCCCAGGACACAUUAGGCCAAUGUUUGCGCCACACUUUGAUUGCAGACGGUAUACAACUCAAACAAAUAACAGUCCCAUUGGGGGUACUGUUAGUGAUAUUCGAGUCACGUCCCGACUGUCUGCCCCAAGUGGCCGCCCUAUCCAUAGCCACAGGAAACGGACUGUUAGCCAAAGGUGGCAAAGAAGCCGUUCAUACAAACAAUUGUCUCUAUAAUCUGAUUCGUGAGGCGCUCUCGCAUUACGAUUCAGCCGAGACUGCCGUUGGACUGGUGAACAAUAGGGAAGACGUGAGUGAGUUAUUACAACUCGAAAACAGUAUCGAUUUGGUGAUACCCCGGGGCUCUAACGAAUUGGUUCGCGACAUCCAGGCUCAGAGCAAAUCAAUACCAGUGUUGGGCCACAGCGAAGGCAUUUGUCACGUCUUUGUCGACAUCAAUGCCGACAAGAAUAAGGCCCUCAAAAUCGUUCGCGACUCAAAAUGCGAUUAUCCGGCCGCUUGUAAUGCAAUGGAAACCCUAUUAUUGCAUAAGUCUCUGAUUGAAACUGAAUUUUUUGCCACUCUUUGCAAUAAACUAAAAGAGGAGGGCGUCUCCAUAUAUGCCGGCCCACGACUGUCCUCUACAUUAACCUUUGGUCCGCCACCCGCUAAGUCAUUGCGCACAGAGUAUGGAUCACUGGCCUGUACUAUAGAGAUUGUGGACGACGUGGACGAUGCCAUUGAGCACAUCAACACAUACGGGAGCGGACACACGGAUACCAUAGUGACUGAAGACAGUUCAGCCGCACAUCUCUUCCAGAAAGGUGUGGACAGCGCCUGUGUUUUCCAUAACAGUAGCACUCGUUUUGCUGAUGGAUAUCGCUUUGGUUUAGAAUAUGGAUCUCUGGCCUGUACUAUAGAGAUUGUGGACGACGUGGACGAUGCCAUUGAGCACAUCAACACAUACGGGAGCGGACACACGGAUACCAUAGUAACUGAAGACGGUUCAGCCGCACAUCUCUUCCAGAAAGGUGUUGAUAGCGCCUGUGUUUUCCAUAACAGUAGCACUCGUUUUGCUGAUGGAUAUCGCUUUGGUUUAGGCGCUGAAGUCGGUAUAUCAACCGGUCGUAUUCACGCCAGAGGACCCGUCGGAAUGCAGGGACUGUUGACUACCAAAUGGGUUAUUAAUGGCACUGGAAAUACGGUUUCAGAGUUUGCGACCGGAGAUAACCACUAUAGACACGAACCCUUGCAGUUGGAGAGCUUCGAGUGA